AUGAAUCAUAUGACAGCUGCAGAAAUGGUAAAAGAACUAGAAACACUAGUAGAAGAAAAUGAAAUUACUAUAGAAGAGGAAGCGACUACUGAAAGGUGUAGUAAUUCUGAAAAGAGUAGUAAAUUAUAUAGAACUGCUAGAGAGGUUAUUGUAGAAAUCAUACAAGAUAGUAACAACAAUAUAACUCAA
Messenger RNA from Dentiscutata erythropus, 189 nucleotides. NCBI's taxonomy places the organism in Eukaryota, Fungi, Glomeromycota, Glomeromycetes, Diversisporales, Gigasporaceae. The record is from the annotation of a GenBank genome assembly.